Sarcophilus harrisii (Tasmanian devil) is the source of this 7411-nucleotide messenger RNA. It is a transcript of the gene DDX20, whose product is annotated as DEAD-box helicase 20. Gene Ontology annotation, molecular function: ATP binding; RNA binding; RNA helicase activity. Gene Ontology annotation, cellular component: SMN complex. The record is from RefSeq and is a predicted model, not a curated record. The coding region runs from base 565 to 3045 and encodes 826 amino acids. NCBI's taxonomy places the organism in Eukaryota, Metazoa, Chordata, Mammalia, Dasyuromorphia, Dasyuridae. Gene Ontology annotation, biological process: spliceosomal snRNP assembly. The transcript is spliced from 11 exons.
CAGAGAGAGAGAGGGGGAGGGUCUGAAAAGAGGCUUCGUUGGUUCCAGCCGUUGCGUCCCCCGGAGAUUUCCAAGCGCGGGGAAGCCCCCAGUAGACUCGAGGGACCCGGCUGACCUACCCUCUUGGGCCGGGGGCUGGGCUGCAUGACUCCUCCCGUACCCAAGUCACCAGGGGAGGGGUGGGGGAAGGGGAAAAAGGAGAGGAGCCUCGCCCAGGAAUCCCAGAGCGACACACCAAAGUGUGAGCCGGUGGCGCCCUCUGCUGGCAGGCGGCACCACACUUAGACCUCCUCUCCUACGGGCCCCACCCUCCUCCCACUUUGACUCGCCCCUCCGGCCCGCCCUUGAUUUCCAGUCUCUCUGGAUCCCGCCCCUCUCUCUCUCUAUUGGCUUUUGUUCUCCCUCUCUUCGUCCCUCCCACUCUCCCACUAUUACCGGGCCUGCCUCGACUGUCCGUCUCCGCUCUGGACGGCUUGUCAAUAAAGUUGUUUCUCUUUCCUCGCGCGGCUCUCUCGGCGCCCCGCCCCGCCCCUCUCGCGAGAUCCGGCGACGGUUGUGGGCGGUAUGGCUGCGGCGGCGGCGGCGGCGGCGACGGCUAAUACUCGCGGCGGCGCGAUGGUGGCGGGGCUGGCCCCGGGGCCCGACCCCUCCGCGGAUCCGGGGGAAGCCGGGCAGGGCCGGAGCCUGCGGACGGCUCACGACGUGGGAGGCCCGCGGGCGCGCACCGGGGACGUGCUGCUGGCCGAACCGGCGGACUUCGGGUCGUUGCUGCUGUCGCGGCCGGUGCUGGAGGGGCUGCGGGCGGCGGGCUUCGAGCGGCCCUCGCCGGUGCAGCUCAAAGCCAUCCCGCUGGGCCGCUGCGGCCUGGAUUUAAUCGUGCAGGCCAAGUCUGGCACUGGGAAAACCUGCGUCUUCUCCACCGUGGCUCUAGAUUCGCUGAUCCUCGAAAACCUGGCCACCCAGAUCUUGAUCUUAGCUCCCACGAGAGAGAUCGCUGUGCAGAUCCAUUCCGUUAUCACGGCCAUUGGCAUCAAGAUGGAAGGUUUAGAAUGCCACGUAUUUAUUGGAGGGACGCCUUUAUCUCAAGACAAGACCAGACUUAAAAAAUGCCAUAUUGCUGUUGGGUCUCCUGGCAGAAUUAAACAAUUAAUAGAACUUGACUACUUGAACACAGCCAGUAUCCGUCUUUUUAUUCUUGAUGAGGCAGAUAAACUUCUAGAAGAAGGAAGCUUCCAGGAACAAAUAAAUUGGAUUUAUUCCUCUCUGCCUGCCAACAAACAGAUGCUGGCAGUAUCAGCUACCUACCCUGAAUUCUUGGCCAGUGCUUUGACGAGGUACAUGAGAGACCCCACAUUUGUAAGGCUGAAUUCCAGUGACCCAAGUCUUAUUGGGUUGAAGCAGUAUUACAAAGUGGUGAAUUCACAUCCUUUGCCUCAUAAGAUUUUUGAAGAAAAGACUCAACACUUGCAAGAAUUAUUCAGUAGAAUUCCAUUUAAUCAAGCUUUGGUCUUCUCUAAUUUACAUAGCAGAGCCCAGCAUUUGGCUGAUAUCCUGUCAUCCAAGGGCUUUCCUGCUGAGUGCAUUUCAGGUAGUAUGAAUCAAAACCAACGUCUUGAUGCUAUGGCCAAACUGAAGCAGUUCCAUUGCAGAGUCCUCAUUUCAACAGAUUUGACUUCACGUGGGAUUGAUGCUGAGAAGGUGAAUCUGGUUGUAAAUUUGGAUGUGCCAUUGGACUGGGAAACGUACAUGCAUCGGAUUGGCAGAGCUGGACGUUUUGGUACUUUGGGGCUAGCUGUAACCUAUUGUUGCCGGGGAGAGGAAGAAAAUAUGAUGAUGACAAUUGCCCAGAAGUGUAAUCUUAACCUCCUCUGUUUGCCAGAUCCAAUUCCUCCUGGCCUGAUGGAAGAAUGUUUGGAUUGGGAUGUCGAAGUCAAAGCUGCCGUGUCUACAGUUGGCUCAAUUAAUGCACCCAUCCAACCUCCUAAAACCAUUCAGAAACCAGAUCGGAUCAUUCAGGCACAGAAAGCUCAGAGUAGCCAUAUGGCUCUGUCCCAGACAGCAUCAGGUCCUACAGGAAUGGUCAAAUCAAAGAAAGUUCCCAAGCAGAAACACCCAGGGAGAAGCCAUUCAGAGUAUGGAACCAGAGAAAAAGCAGAGCUCUCCAGAGGGCUAGGCUAUGCCACACAAUUGAAAGAUCCAGUAGAGAACUACAUUCAGACCCCUGUUGAAAGCUCCAGCAUCUUUCAGAACCAGGCCAGAGAAGCUUCACUUGCGACACUCCCCAAGAUCCCUUGUCUGUCUUCCUUUAAGAUCCAGCAACCCUGCAUAGAGACUUUUUCAGAAUUGGUGGAGGAUUAUGAACAUUACAUUAAGGAGGGACUAGAGAAGCAUGUAGAGAUCAUCAGGCAUUACACUGGUCCUGGGGAGCAGGCCCUGCAGCCCCAAAAUGGUUUAUUGAAAUGGAGACACACUCAAGAGAGCCCCCGGGCAUUGGUGAGCAGUGGCCGCUCGGAAGAUUCAGCGAGUGAUAGCGAUUCUGGCUGCUCACGAGCAUCGUCCCAGAGCAAAGGGAACAAGUCGUGUUUAGAAGGCUCUUCUGACAACCAGGUGAGAGAGAGUGAGCUGGCCUCCAUGACCGGCCAUGCUUCUCCUGAUCAUCCCUUGAAUCGAAGUGAAACCCCGAGUGUGGAGGAAAGCCAGGAAGUUCUUCAUAUCCCUAUGAAGGCCCUGGGGAGGGAGGAUGGAUCUAACCAGACCUCGAAGCGCAGCCGGAAAAGCGUUCCCAAGCGGGCACCCCACCAGCUGCAGUGGGAGCCUCAGGAGGAGAGCUGGUGCGAUCAUGCUGGGGAGCAGCCUCCGGUGUUCCCCACCAAUCCUCAGAGUUACGAGGAUUACUGGAGAUCUUGCUACUGGGCCUGGCAGGAAUACUAUGCGGCGGCUUCGCAGUCCUAUAGCUGGAACGCCAAGAGACACUCCGAUUGGAUGGCAGCCUAUCACAUGAACACCAUCUAUCUUCAGGAGUUAAUGCGGGGUGGUGACCUGUGAAACCUCAAGUGGUACCUCUGGGGGACUCUGUCCUAUAGGGUGGACUGUAAUGGCAUUUUGGAGGAACUUUAAAAGGCUUGAGGUUCUAUGAAAUGCUUUUUAUUCUUCAGGUUGGUUUGUAUCAGGUGAGGUACUAUUUCCUCUUUCUCUUUUGGGAAAGUUCACAGAUUUAGGCUCUGAAAAAGAGAACUUUGGGUAUAGAGUCUUAGUGCAUCAUUUUCUCACCAUUCUUUUCACUGUCCCCCUUAAAAAUAAACUAAACAUAGUACCAUACCAUUCCUUAUUUAAAACACUCCUAAAAUAUCACCACCUGCUCCCAAGGAAACAUCCAACUGAGAUGUAAAUAUUAUGACUUCAUAUAGGGGGAAAAAUGGUUCUAAUCAGAUUGAAUUUCCAUAGCGAUAACACGAAAACUAGCUUUUUUUUUUUUUUUUGGAUCAAGAACACCUUCCCUUUUAAAUUGAAUUAAGUAGGGAUUUUUAGUAGAGAUGUUUCUUUAAACUUUGUAAAAGCCCAGACAGGAAAGAUACUAUUUAUUUACGUAAAAUGAGUUUCUAAAGUUUUGGCAUGUUCACCUGCCAUGUUUUCACUGUAAACUUUUCAAAUGUCUCUUCCCAGUGAAGAAGCUGGUAAUUUUGCAGAAUGGGAGAUGCCUUACUGGUCAUCUUCCCAUUUCUGCUAAAAGAAGACAAUCAAAAUGAAUUUUUAAUUUUUUGGUUCUUCAAUACCUCAUGGAGGAUACCCUUUAUUCUGCCCUUUCUGCCUUCAUACAGUGUCCUAGAUGCUCCUCUCAGUGGACCUUUUCUGGGAGGAAAAAGUUAUUUUCCUGGUUACAAAAUGUUAUAUUCUAAAAUUGUGCCUAUUCAAUAGACAAGUCACUAGAAGUUAGAACUUGCUUUCAUUUGUGUUUCUUUUCUGGUGUGGCUGGCCCCUCCAAGGAAAACCUUGAUUCUUUGGAAGAAAAGAGACCCAAGAUUUAAGGGACCAAGGUUGGUUUUUCAGAAAGUGUUGCUAUUGGGAAGGCUAGGCAACACAAGUACUGUUACUCCUUUGUUGUCAGCAGAAGCCCCCCCCUCCUUCCACCUUUCUCCCUCUCCCCUCCCCCCUCCUCCAGUAAUCAUCAUUUAUUGUCAAAACACCUACACAACCAUGGUCCUGAACUUGACUUAAUGCCGUCUGCUUCCUAUUCUGAAGUUGAGCAAUGGGAGGCUUUACUUUUCUCUCUAUAUGGUACUGCCAAGUGAGGAUGAAUUAAUUAAAACUAUGUAAAUAGCAAUUCCAUAAUUAGGUCCAGUCUGCCAUACAGUGGUAAAGAUUUUAAUUACAUAGCAAAGAAAGAUCCUGUCAUUGCACCUUACCUUUGCCUUGCCAUGUCCCAUUUGUUACCCCUUUCCCUUGCCCUCCCCCGGCCCCCCAAUACAGCCAAGUUAGCAGCCUGUCAUUGCCAGGGAAUUUUAAUUAGGAUGCCACUGCAUCUUAAUUAGAAAUGAAAUUGCCCAUUAGUCCUGAAAUUAAUUGGAUUCUCUUUAGGUUUGUCUGUUACUCUGUGUUUGUUAUUUUUUAAAUUGGAAAAUAAGCCAGAGAUGAGCACAUCUUUAUUACCAGAGACUAGUCUGAGGAAAGAAGCUAAACAUGAAAUACAUUUUCUUUUUCACGAACAUUUGUGAGAAAAAAAUUUGAAAUUGUACUUCCUCAGCAAAUACAGCCAAUUGGGUUCGCUUGUAAGGCGUUCUCGUCAUAAAAAAUGUUUUUAGUUCAGGAUUGACAUCUGACUCUAAAGUUGCUAGACAUUUUUAGAAAAUUCUGGGUAUGGAAGAUGAGGUGUAAGUACUGAUGAGGAAAAAUGCUGUGACUUGGUGGGAAGAAUGCUAGCCAGACUGACCAUCUGAACUUGGUUCUAAAACUGCAAAAUGAGGCCAGUGGACGAGAUGAUCUCAGAGUAUGUGUGGUUCUGUAACUAAAGGGAAAGGUUAUGCGGGCUGGGAGGUAGGAAUGAGUCACAUUAGUAAGUUUACUAAUUCAGACUGGUUCAAGAUAGAGACCAAUUUGAACUGGCAAAAGGUCUAUAGUGGAGUCUUAUAAAAGUGUUUUGGUUAUAAGUUCUUGUACCAAGAAUACCUCAGCUUAGGUUGAUAGUAACACAGGUUUUGUUCUUUUAGACGAUUGCUUUAUUAAAUAGGCGAAUGUGAUGUUUUAAGAGUUUAUUUUCUAAAUUGGGUUACAUAUUUUUCAUUCUGGUUAUACCAUCAAUUUGCUUCAGUUACCCUCAUUUUAAAAAAUAUGAGAAAAGGUGAGUUCUAGUAUAGUUGCAAUUUAGAUUGUAUUGUAUUUCAGUCCCACCUUUGUAGGCAGGGAAGUAGUUUGGUUUUCUCAAAAAAUACUGAUAGGGUCCACAAAUUUUGGAAUGUUUAUUGGCCCAUUGCCCUGAUAUCCACGCAUACCAUAAUGAAAAUUGUAUUGAUUACUGUUGUUGAUGUCUAUAGAGAGCUAUAGGGCUAGGGUGACACCUAGUGGAUGAUAAGAGUCAGAGCAGCCAUUCUCUGGCUGUGAAAGGUAAAUAGCAUAGUCUAGCUACUGGGGCCUUUUGAUCCCCUCUGAUAUUUGUCCUAAAGUGUCUUAUGCCAUUUCCAAUGACCAAAAAUCUUGCUGCUGUAUAACGGUGACCAUUUUAUGAGGAUUUCCUUUGAACUUUUUGAUAAUUGUGGCAGCUGCCUGUUCUAUAACCAUUUCCUUAGCAAGUAAUUCAUUUUGAACUUUUUUUUUUUGUAAUUGAAGGGAUCUUGAUUUAGUGAUUUUAUUUCUUUCUAGCAAGGCUCAGAUUUGUAGCUAGAGGGCAGAAUUAGGACAAUUAGAAAUUGCAGAGAAGCAGAUUUUUAGCUCAAGGAAGAACUUGAAAAUAGCAGUGCCAGAAUUGCUGUUUUAAGUGGUGAGCACUCUGACUAAAAGUAUUCAUGCAAGCAGCUGGAUGGUUAUCUCGGGAUUCUGUAGGAGCAUUCUAGUCCUGAUCAGGAUGAUGGUGCAUUAGAACUCAAAGCUCUUAGAGGUGAUCUAAGCCAAAUUCCUCAUCUUUUAUCUCCCAGUUUCUGAAGUUCAAGUGAGAAAAUAUUGAUAAAGGGCUUGGUACAGAUCUGGGCACGUGUGUUAGCUGCUCCUGUUCAAGGUUUAAGUAAAGUGGAUUAUAAAGGAGCUAGAUGGGUGUCCAUCUUUGUCAUCUCACAGAUGACAGAACAAGAAGUCCCAGGAGGAGGUGCAUUCAUCCUGCCUUAGGAAAGAGCGAGCCAAGGUCUGGAUCUAAGCUCCCCUCCAGGGAGGUUGGACUAGACGAUCUUUAAGGUCUCUUCCAACCACAUGGUUCUAAUGGGACAAAAGGGACAUUAGUUAUAACUUCUCUUGUGGGCCAUGGUAGAAGUAGAAAGCCGGAGGACAGUAAGCACACAGCAUCACUUUGGGGUUUGUGGCACAUAACGCCAUUUAAUCCAGAUUGGAUACAUCAGGUACAGCAGUGGCACACGACUUGGUACUGUCAAUGAUAGACACACUUUUAACAUAUGCACUACAAUUUUCAAAGAGAAGACAACAGGAAACUCAAGAACUUGUGUUUUAGAAAGUUGUUUUCAGAUGAAGUCUGAAUCUUCCUGCAGUUUUGUACAGUGCGUUUCUGUCUCUGCCAUUGUGACGUUGGUAAGCAAAGCCCAUUUAUUAUACGAAAAUAGAGAAGACCGUACGUGAUGUUUCUCACAAUAAACAUUAACAAAGGGGGUGGGGGGACCUCUAAAGAGAACAUUGCAUUGGAAUGUCUGAUUAUCAAAAAUAUACCAACCCUCCCUCUUCCCCCAGCCCCAACUUUGUAAAAUAGUCCCUUGGUUCAAGGAAUCUCCUGGGACUGAGAUUAUCACCCUUCACCAAAUGGAGUGAUUCCCACUCCAGAUAGGUAAGUGAUUUGCUGAGACAAAGGCCAGUCCCAAACUUGGUGAGAAAGACACAUAAUGAAACAAGACUAAAGAAGAACCUCUUUAAACCACUUUUUUUGAUAGUCCUUUUCUCUAAUGAGCCUUUUCCUAAGGGUCAUCACAAUGCUUUUCCCUCUUAAAUCAUCAUGGAACACUCUGCAAAUGAUGAGGUUCUCCACAAAGAAGCCCCAAAGGAAAAAAAAAAGCCUAUCAAUUCCCUGCUUGGCCAUAUUCACAGUGCCAUUUAGUUGGGUGGGAUUGGAUAUUUGGCUAUGCUAGGUAAAUGCUUUUAAUAUUUUUUAAAAAAUCCUUAUGCAUAACCAACCUCACAGUUAUCUGGUUACAGGGGACAGGGGAGCUGGGAUCACUGGAAUCUACAGAGAAUCUUAAAACUUAAUUUUGACCCAUGCUUUGAA